Messenger RNA from Bombyx mori (domestic silkworm), 1443 nucleotides. It is a transcript of the gene Gasp, whose product is annotated as gasp. Gene Ontology annotation, molecular function: chitin binding. Gene Ontology annotation, cellular component: extracellular region. Lineage: Eukaryota; Metazoa; Arthropoda; Insecta; Lepidoptera; Bombycidae. The record is from RefSeq and is marked provisional.
CUAGAACGUUACAGUGUCCACUACUCUCGUGCCAGGACUUAGUUCGCAAUAUGAAUUCGAGGUGUUUAUUAGUGUUAGCGGCCGCCCUCGGCGUAGCUGUGGCCCAAGAGUCCUUCAAAUGCCCCGACGACUUCGGUUUCUACCCUCACCACAUCUCCUGUGACAAAUACUGGAAGUGCGACAACGGUGUAGCCGAACUGAAAACCUGCGGCAACGGUCUCGCUUUCGACGCCACAGAUUCCAAAUACUUGACCGAGAACUGCGACUACCUUCACAACGUUGAGUGCGGAGAGAGGACACAGCUUGAGCCCCCAAUCUCCACUCCUCACUGUUCGAGACUGUACGGCAUCUUCCCUGAUGAAAACAAGUGCGACGUUUUCUGGAACUGCUGGAACGGAGAAGCCUCCCGCUAUCAGUGCAGCCCCGGACUUGCCUACGACAGAGAGUCCCGCGUCUGCAUGUGGGCUGAUCAGGUUCCGGAGUGCAAAAACGAAGAAGUAGCAAACGGAUUCGGCUGCCCAGCCCCCGGUGAGGUCUCCAACGCUGGCUCGUUCAGCCGUCACGCUCAUCCCGAAGAUUGCCGUAAAUAUUACAUCUGUCUCGAGGGCGUUGCCCGCGAGUACGGUUGCCCCAUCGGAACCGUUUUCAAGAUCGGAGACGCCGACGGCACUGGUAACUGCGAAGACCCCGAAGACGUUCCCGGAUGCGAGGACUACUAUGGAGAAUUGGAUCUGAAGGCGAUCCGCAAGAGUGAGCUCCUCGCCGGGCUCCAGGCUGACGGCCAGCCUCGCCCCAACCAGCCCAAGCAGCUCAAACCCCGUCCUCCAAAGGAGAACUAAAAACACACUCCCACCCUUUAACCUUUAAUACUCACGUAGUAUAAUAUCAACAAUUCUUCGCGAACCACUAGCAAAUGUCAGGCAAAUGAAUCUGAGACCUCUAACGUAGCUUUUGCAGCGCGGAGAUAAAAUCUCGGGCAUAAAUUUAGUAUAUCGAGUGAAUCGCGGUUAAUGAAUUUGUAUUCACCGCAAGUUGCCAAAAAAUUGCUCUUUAUAAUUUUUUUUACACACAGUUUCAUGAGGCCGGUUAGAAAUUAGUGGAAACCAUAAAGCGUUAGAUAUAUUUAUUUUAUUAUUGUUAGUUUCGAUAGUAUCUGUCCAUUUUAGCCUGUUUUGUUAAGACGUUAGGCAUCCAUUGUACGGAAUAGCCUAUAUCGUUUCAUUAGUAGGACUGCAUUUAACGCAUCAUUGUUUUUUUUUUGUUUUGUAAAAGAAAAAGUCCAAUAUUCCGCUCUCCAUUCGAAAACACCAUAUACAUUAUUAUACCCUGUAAAUAUAUUAUUACUGAACUGUUUCGCUGCGACUGAGUGUUGUUGUUUUGAUAGAAACUGUAUAACUAAGUUUAAUGUUUAGUGAUAAAAUAAACAAAAAUUGAUAAAAAUAA